UCUUUCUCUACAAAGGAGUGUUAGGAGGUAUGGGGAGCUCACAAAGGCUCCUCUUCAUUUAUCCUUAAUACCCUGCUUCUGUGUUCCUCGGGAAUGCCACUGGGCUUAUGCCUCUGGUCUCCAGAAGCUGCGGUGGAUGGGCAUUUGUGACAGCACUAUGGGACUGAGCAACACUCUCUUUGUGAUGACCUUCCUGCUCUCUGUCUCCACCUUUCCUUUUUUAGGUGCUGCUUCGAUAAAGAGCCAAGCGUAUUUCAACCAGACUGGAGAACUGCCAUGCCUCUUUCCAAACUCGCAAAACAUAAGCCUGGAUGAGCUGGUACUAUUUUGGCAGAACCAGGAUAAGUUGGUUCUGUAUGAGCUAUACUUAGGCAAAGAGAACCCUGACAAUGUUCAUCCCAAGUAUAAAGGCCGCACAAGCUUUGACCAGGACAGUUGGACCCUGAAACUCUACAAUGUUCAGAUCCAGGACAAGGGCUUGUAUCAAUGUUACAUCCAUCAUAAAGGGCCCAAAGGACUGGUUCCCGCCCACCAGAUGAGUUCUGAUCUAUCAGUGCUUGCUAACUUCAGUCAACCUGAAAUCAUGCUAAUUUCUAAUAGAACAGAAAAUUCUGACAUCAUAAAUUUGACCUGCUCAUCUACCCAAGGUUACCCAGAACCUAAGAAGAUGUAUUUUUCAGUACAAACUGAGAAUUCAACGACUAAAUAUGAUGCUGUCAUGAAUAAAUCUCAAAAUAAUAUCACAGAACUGUACAACGUUUCUAUCAGCAUGUCUUAUUCAUUCCAUCCUGAAACAAACAAUGUGAGCAUCUCCUGUGUCCUGCAGCCUGAGCCAACGGAGACACUGAUUCUCUCUCCACCUUACAAUAUAGGUACAAAGCCACGUGAGAAAGCCCGGCAUGAACAAGACCACAUCCGCUGGAUUACAGCUCUACUUCUAAUAUUGAUCGUUGUGUGCGGGAUGGUGUUGCUUUUAACACGAAGGAAAUGGAAGAAGAAGCAGCCUGGCCCCUCUCAUGAGUGUGUCUCUUUCAGAAACCAUCAGAGUGGAGGAGAAAGAGAGUGAACAGACUGAGGAAAGAGUAGAAAAUCCUGAAAUAUCCGCUGAAGUUCAGUGUGGUGGUAAUAUUUUGAAGACGACUUCAGGCGACUAAAGUACUGCACAUUUUUAAUUAAAGAGUAAAAUUCGUAUGACUAUCCAUUUUUUAUAUGCUUUCUUUUUCCAGUUUUUGGCUGAUGUUUUUCUUGUCUCUAAACCUUCCCGGAAGGCAAGAAAAUAUGACCAUUAAUAAUAGUGGGGGCUCCAGGACUCCCGCUAAGAGAAAUCCUGCCCAUAACACCAGCUCUGCUCCCCAGGCCGGAGCGGAUUUUAACUGCUUCUUUUCAUUUCCGAGUAUAUUUGUGGGCCUAGCCCACCUUACUGGUUCCUGGCCCAGGAGUAAUGUUUAAGACUAACACCUCAUGUUUGCAAUUCAGCCUCUUUUCUUACUUUUAUAAAUUGUCUUUUAUGUAGAACUCCCAAAUCCUAGAAGAGUGGAUUUCAUCUACUCUGAACUCUUAGCGCCUCCUUCCAUCUUGUAUACCUGUGACUGAAUACCUACCUCUUCAGUCUGGCUGGGAGUUAUAUAUUUUAAACCUUUAUAGUGUUAAUAUUAAUAUUUUGACAUAUAAAGAAAUGUGUACUAUAAUAAUGUAAUUACUAUGCCCUGAGAAGAGUCCACCCCCUGCUAAGGAGUUCUUGUCCCUCUGUGAGGGUCAGUAAGGAAAGCAGUGGCCUACUGUGCUCAACAAUGAGCAGACCAACUCAAAAUUUGGAAAAUUAGGAGAGACAGAGAUGGAACCAACUCUGGAUCCUGGAGCCAUUUCUAUCUGAGCUGUUGCUAAUAUUGAGCAGGAUCCACCUGCCCAACAAGCUAUUGAUAAGCCUUAGCAGAGAGCAUUGGAUAAAGCAGGAGAGCACUAUGUAUCAUGAACCCUACUUCUCUUCUUGAGAAAAAUGACGGAGGUGAUGGCCUGGGGCAAGUGUGCAAGAGCCGACAGAGAGACCAUGAUACUCAAAAGAGAAAAAAAAAAAAGAUCUUGACCAACAGAAAUACAUGUGAAUGUCCAGUCUGUCCAGCCCUUCAACAAGCCUUGGAACAAGCACACAUGGACAAUCUGUCCAAAUGGACUUAAGACAGACAGCAGUUUCCCUGGUGGCUGGUGAGAGGUUUUGAUGAUACCCAAGUUCUUGUGAUGUUUUUUCUGUCUGGAAGCAGAGCUGGGGAGGAUGAGCCAUCAUCCUGAGAAUAGGAUGCAUGGAAGGAGGCUUAGGACUCUUUCAACUAAUUGCUAAGAGAGAAAGAGCUGGAGUGGCAUUAGGAGGAUCAGGAUGCAAACCCUCCAGAGGCUGACUUAGCCUGCAGAUGUCCUAAGGAGGUAUCAGCUGGCCCAGAGCAGGACUAGCGAACUUGUGUCUGAGGACCGUUUUUGUAUCAUUCUCAAUGAUGGGAAAACUGGACAUAGGCCAGGAACAUACCAGCCCAGGAGAAAUGAGUUAGGAGACCCUGGCUCUAACGCAGCAUCACUAAGGGAUGGAGCAGCCUCAGUUCAAACCGAAAGAGAACUUGUGGAGGCCAAAGCUACAGAAAUAGUUUUUACUCCACGCAAAGGACCCUAGAGGGUUGUAGACAGCUGUGCUAGCCAUGCUCAUCCUUGUAAUAUUGCCAUUUAUGUGUUCCGCCCUGCCCCUGCUUUCAUUAGGUUCUAAGCACUUUGCUGGUUCCUAACGUGUUUUGUACAGAGUUUUCAAUAAAUUUUUAUUAAAUUGA
Messenger RNA from Equus caballus (horse), 2810 nucleotides. It is a transcript of the gene CD86, whose product is annotated as CD86 molecule. Lineage: Eukaryota; Metazoa; Chordata; Mammalia; Perissodactyla; Equidae. The record is from RefSeq and is a predicted model, not a curated record. Gene Ontology annotation, biological process: T cell costimulation; negative regulation of T cell proliferation; cellular response to lipopolysaccharide. Gene Ontology annotation, cellular component: external side of plasma membrane.